Daldinia loculata is the source of this 1482-nucleotide messenger RNA. RefSeq names its product asparaginyl-tRNA synthetase. The transcript has 4 exons. NCBI's taxonomy places the organism in Eukaryota, Fungi, Ascomycota, Sordariomycetes, Xylariales, Hypoxylaceae. Gene Ontology annotation, biological process: asparaginyl-tRNA aminoacylation. Bases 1 to 1482 code for a protein of 493 amino acids. The record is from RefSeq and is a predicted model, not a curated record. Gene Ontology annotation, molecular function: ATP binding; asparagine-tRNA ligase activity; nucleic acid binding. Gene Ontology annotation, cellular component: mitochondrion.
AUGUUCACGAAUGAAUCGGAAUCACCUGAAUUUUCCGAACAUCUCAUAAUAAAUUGUCCGCAAGAACCUGUCUCAGAUGUGAAUAUUCAUGGUUUCGUUCGGUCUGUCCGUGCACAGAAACGAUAUCACUUUGUCUCUCUCGGCGAUGGAUCCUCUCUCGAAUCACUCCAAGCUGUAGUACCUGCUGACCAGGCUGAAGGUCUGAAUAUUGGAGCAGCAGUCCGACUACAUGGGUCUUGGAUUCCAUCUCAAGGCCGUGGACAGAGCCAUGAGUUGCAAGUUGAACGAGCCGUAGUCUUGGGACCGUCCGACGCCAAGACGUUCCCAAUACAGAAGAAAUACCAGACUCCAGAAUAUCUCAGGACCUUGCCCCAUCUUCGUCCGAGGAUACCGUUCAAAUCAGCCGUCUUGCGGCUUCGCUCUGAAAUCAUCGCAUCCCUGAUCAAGUUCUUUGGCAGCCGUGAUUUCGUGCAGACUCACACACCCAUUCUCACUUCAUCAGACUGCGAGGGCGCAGGUGAAGUCUUCCACGUAUCGUCUGGUGACUCUGCUCAGUCCUCUACAGAGUCUGAGACACCAAAGUCUUUCUUCCGUCGCCCCGUAUAUACGACCGUGUCAGCCCAGUUGCAUUUGGAAGCUCUAGCUCAAGCCCUCGGUAAUGUCUGGACUCUGUCUCCAACAUUUCGUGCAGAGAAAAGUGAUACACCACGUCAUCUUAGCGAGUUCUACAUGUUAGAGGCAGAAAUAAGCUUUACUGACAAGUUGGAUUCCGUAAUGGACCUUGUUGAGGAUAUGCUAAGACAUGUCUGCACCGAUCUGACCGGAUCGAGAGUUAAGAAUGAGAUCUUAGCACGCGUAAAUGAGAGCUCCUCAGAUCUGGUCGCAGCGGAACAAGUUUCCCAGCGUUGGGAUGGUCUUGUACGAGAAGCCUGGCCGCGCAUUACAUACACAGAGGCCAUCGAGCUGCUGAAGCAGUCAGAGACGCCGUUUAUUCACAAUCCUAUUUGGGGCGAAGACCUUCACACUGAACAUGAGAAAUAUAUUGCUAUGAAAGUAGGCAACGGAAAUAGCCCCGUGUUCGUCACGAACUAUCCACGAGACAUCAAAGCUUUCUACAUGAAGGCAGACGCAGAGAACCACAACACAGCAGCACCUGGUACAACUGUCGAAUGCUUUGACCUCCUUGUGCCAGACUUCUGCGAGAUUGCCGGCGGGUCCAUGCGCGAGCAUCGAUUAGAAAACUUAGUGGAGUCUAUGCGCAAUCAUGGGAUGACGCCGAGGAUGACCCUAGAUAAUACCACCGAGCCAUCAGAAACGGUCGAAAAUAACCUUAACUGGUAUGUUGACCUACGGCGCUGGGGCUGUCCUCCUCAUGGCGGCUUCGGCUUGGGCUUCGAUCGACUGAUAUGCUAUCUCUCCGGGGUCCAAACAAUACACGACACUUCCGCGUUUCCCCGCUGGUACGGCCGAUGUGAUUGUUGA